Messenger RNA from Chaetura pelagica (chimney swift), 3516 nucleotides. It is a transcript of the gene MTMR3, whose product is annotated as myotubularin related protein 3. Lineage: Eukaryota; Metazoa; Chordata; Aves; Apodiformes; Apodidae. The record is from RefSeq and is a predicted model, not a curated record. Gene Ontology annotation, biological process: dephosphorylation; regulation of autophagy. Gene Ontology annotation, molecular function: metal ion binding; phosphatidylinositol-3-phosphate phosphatase activity; phosphatidylinositol-3,5-bisphosphate 3-phosphatase activity. The transcript is spliced from 16 exons. The annotation marks the transcript as partial.
ACUCCACACAGUCCUGUAAUAAAUCCUUGUGAGAGAUGCAAAGGAGUUAGUGUUGGUGCUGUUGGAAAUAAAAUAUCAUCCUUCUCAUUGCAGGUUCCAUUGCAACUUAUAGAAAGUGUUGAGUGCCGUGAUAUAUUUCAGCUUCAUUUGACUUGCAAAGACUGCAAGGUUAUAAGGUGUCAGUUUUCUACUUUUGAGCAGUGUCAAGACUGGCUGAAGCGGCUGAACAACGCGAUCCGCCCGCCCUCCAAGAUCGAGGACCUCUUCUCCUUUGCCUAUCACGCCUGGUGCAUGGAGGUGUAUGCUAGUGAGAAGGAGCAGCACGGGGACCUGUGUCGGCCAGGAGAACAUGUAACUUCAAGGUUUAAAAAUGAAGUGGAGCGGAUGGGUUUUGAUAUGAACAAUGCCUGGAGGAUUUCCAACAUCAAUGAAAAGUACAAGCUCUGUGGGAGUUACCCCCAGGAAAUCAUAGUUCCUGCCUGGAUUACGGAUAAAGAGCUGGAGAGUGUGGCAAGCUUCAGGUCCUGGAAGCGUAUCCCUGCUGUUGUGUACAGGCACCAGAGCAAUGGGGCAGUGAUCUCCCGCUGUGGGCAGCCCGAGGUCAGCUGGUGGGGCUGGAGAAAUGCAGAUGAUGAACACCUGGUCCAGUCUGUAGCCAAAGCCUGUGCCUCAGAUUCAAGGUCCAACAAUACCAAGUUAAUGAACGGGAAUUGUUCCAGAGAUUUCUCCAAUGGAGGGGACCUCUCUGAUGUGGAAUUUGAUUCCUCCAUCUCCAAUGCUUCCGGAGCAGAGAGCCUGGCAAUACAGCCCCAGAAGCUUCUGAUCCUGGACGCACGAUCCUACGCAGCAGCUGUGGCCAACAGAGCCAAAGGUGGAGGCUGUGAGUGCCCAGAAUAUUACCCCAACUGUGAAGUGGUGUUCAUGGGGAUGGCAAACAUCCAUUCUAUCCGGAAGAGCUUCCAGUCGCUGCGUUUGCUCUGCACACAAAUGCCAGAUCCAGGAAAUUGGUUAUCAGCUCUGGAAAGUACCAAGUGGCUGCAGCACCUCUCUGUGCUGCUGAAAUCUGCACUGCUGGUGGUUCACGCCGUGGACCGAGACCAGCGCCCAGUCCUGGUGCACUGCUCAGACGGCUGGGACCGGACCCCCCAGAUAGUGGCACUGGCCAAACUGCUGCUUGAUCCUUACUACAGGACCACGGAGGGUUUCCAGGUGCUGGUGGAGACAGAGUGGCUGGAUUUUGGCCACAAGUUUGCAGAUCGCUGUGGCCACGGCGAGAAUUCAGAUGACCUAAACGAGCGCUGCCCGGUGUUCUUGCAGUGGCUGGACUGUGUCCAUCAGCUCCAGAGGCAGUUCCCUUGCUCUUUCGAGUUUAACGAAGCAUUCCUUGUCAAAUUGGUGCAGCACACCUACUCCUGCCUCUUUGGUACAUUCCUGUGCAACAAUGCGAAAGAGAGGGGAGAAAAACACACUCAGGAACGGACCUGUUCUGUCUGGUCUUUGCUGCGGGCAGCAAACAAAGCCUUCAAAAACCUGCUCUACUCCUCCCAAUCCGAAUCUGUGCUGUAUCCCGUGUGCCAUGUGCGGAAUUUAAUGCUCUGGAGUGCUGUUUACCUGCCCUGCUCCUCCCCCUCCACACCUGCCGAUGACACCUGUGCCCCAUACCCUGCUCCAGGCUCUAGCCCUGAAGAUCAGCCUCUGGGCAGGUUACCAAAGACAAGAUCAUUUGACAAUCUGACAACAGCCUGUGAUAGCAGUGUGCCUACAGCCAACCGACGUAGCAGCGACCCCAGCCUCAACGAGAAGUGGCAGGAGCACCGGCGCUCCCUGGAGCUCAGCAGCCUUGGGAACCCUGGGGAGGAUCCCUUUGAUGGAGACAGCCUGAGCAAGCAAGGCAGGGCUCCCGUUGGAGCAGAGCUCUCUGUUGCAGCUGGUGUGGCAGAGGGACAGAUGGAGAACAUUUUGCAAGAGGCCACUAAAGAAGACGUUGGUCUGGAGGAACACUUAAAGGGUAGCUUAGAGACUGUAGGUAAAGGGGAUGAGAUUGGCCUGGAUAAGGAGAAGAGAACUGAAAAUCCACAUGGGUAUGUCAGUGACCUCUGUGAAAAGGCUGAGGCAAAUAAAGGUGUUGUGAUGAACAAUCCAGCAUCCAAUCCACAUCCAGUUUCACAAGGUGCUUCUGACCUUAAAGGACAACAAGCUGAGCAUGCUGAUCUCAGCAGUGCUCUCCAGAAGUUACCUCAGGUGAAAGGACUACAGGCUGCUCCCUUGGAGGCCUUUGUAAAUAGAGACACUCAAAAGAACACAGAGGAAGAAGGUGUGAGCAAACUUGAAGGAGAAGCAGAGGGCCUGCACAACCCAGCCAGCCUGCCAUUACCUCUUACAAUCCCACAUGAGGCAAGAACAUCCAACAUUGAAAGUUCUACAGAAACCUUAACAGAGAGCGAAGCAAAGCAAGAUCUCCUUCCUAGGGGCCCUUGCCAUAGACCUCACCUGGUGGACAACAGUGCUGAUGGACUUUCUUACACUAUGGAAAACAGGCCCGAGGGGGAGAACACGCUAGAACUGCAGAAACUGGGAACAAAAGUACAUAGGACUUCUGGUAGCAGCAACACACACAUCCCGAUGCCUUCCCCUUGUGCCUUGCCUUUAGCUGAAUGUAAAGAUGAGAUUGUGUGUAAUGGAGAGCUGGAGCCUGAGAACAAGAUGAGUGAGAAGCCUGCAGGGUUUGGUGUCACCCAGAGGUUCCACGCCACCAACGGACACUGUGUGAACGGAGAGGACGGCCGGCUCAAGGCCUCUCUGAGCCGGCAGGUCUCCACGGCCAGCUGUAGUUCUGCACAGUUUCACCUGAGGAACUUGCACCAAAAAUGGAUGUUCAGUCAUCUGGGUAAGCAGCAGGCAGCCAGCAGCCCUGACCAACCUGCCCGAAGUCACCUGGACGAUGACGGGAUGCCCGUCUACACCGACGUGAUCCAGCAGCGCCUGCGCCAGAUAGAAACUGGCCACCAGCAAGAGGUGGAGACCUUGAAGAAGCAAGUGCAAGAACUGAAGAGCCGGUUGGAGAGCCAGUUCCUGAACAGCUCCUUACGUCUCAAUGGUGAUUAUGGAGAUGAAGUGACUUCUAUACCCGACUCGGAAAGCAAUCUGGAUCAGAACUGCUUGUCUCGCUGCAGCACAGAGAUUUUCUCUGAAGCCAGCUGGGAGCAGGUGGAUAAACAGGACACAGAGGUGACACGAUGGCUCCCAGACCACCUCGCUGCGCACUGCUACGGCUGCGACAGCACGUUCUGGCUGGCCAGUAGGAAGCACCACUGCAGGGACAUUGACCGUGUUGAUCAGAUCUGGAAUUGUGGAAAUGUGUUCUGCUCCAGUUGCUGUAACCAGAAGGUGCCCGUUCCCAGUCAGCAGCUCUUUGAACCCAGCAGAGUCUGCAAAUCGUGCUACAGCAGCUUGCACCCCAGCAGCUCCAGCCUUGAUCUUGAACUGGAUAAACCCAUCACUGCCACCUCAAACUAA